This is a messenger RNA of Chondrus crispus (carragheen), 249 nucleotides long. RefSeq lists its product as hypothetical. NCBI's taxonomy places the organism in Eukaryota, Rhodophyta, Florideophyceae, Gigartinales, Gigartinaceae. The coding region runs from base 1 to 249 and encodes 82 amino acids. The record is from RefSeq and is a predicted model, not a curated record. The transcript has a single exon.
AUGUCGACCUCUGCCGUUAUCUUCUGGGGACAAAAGAGCAUCGAGUGUAAGGUCAUCAUCGGCCUUCAAGGCACGAUAAAUGCGAUCAAUUGUCGUUCGGGGCACUUUUGUAAUUUUGACAAGGGCAGACCUCUUUUUGCCGUCACGGAGGAGGGAAGUGGCCUUUGUUCUUUUAUUACGGCGUCGCGUUCUUGUCUUUUUUUCUCAAUCGCGCUCUGCAUGCGCAUAGAUAGACCCAUGGUUCCCUGA